Akanthomyces muscarius is the source of this 2304-nucleotide messenger RNA. RefSeq lists its product as uncharacterized. The record is from RefSeq and is a predicted model, not a curated record. NCBI's taxonomy places the organism in Eukaryota, Fungi, Ascomycota, Sordariomycetes, Hypocreales, Cordycipitaceae. The transcript is spliced from 2 exons. Bases 1 to 2304 code for a protein of 767 amino acids.
AUGCUGGCUUUUGAGGAGUUUCAGACGGCAGACGACGAUCCGCUCAUGCCGCCGAGCGCACGAGGGCAAUUCCUGACGCGUGCCGAGCUGGAAGCCCUGGAGACGAAGAUCAAUGGAGCGCACAGCAACACACACCUCACCUUUACGCUCCCUCCCCGGUCGCCGUCCCCUGCUCCUGACCAAUCGCCGGCCUCGGACAUUGUGCCCCAUGACCACAACUCGGACAUCUCUGAGAAAUACUGCAUGUCUGCCAUCCAGGCAUCUUUGGCUGCCGAGAAUGGCGUGGAUGAGGGUCGCUUGAUGGAAUACAAGGGCCAUCUCCUGGAGCCGCCGUCAUCGCUUCUCGCCAAGCUCAAGAGCCAUCUGUCGAAACCCGACGUAGAGCAGAGCCCGCACUGGGCCAGAUGCUCGGCCGACAUCCAAGAGUACCUCGCGUACCUCCUCCAGAUCUGCGCGGGCGAGAGCUGGGAGCCGCAGCUGGACGAGGUGGUGGACAUGUUUCGCGCGCACACGCUGUUCGACGACUUCCACCGCGACCAUCCGGGCCUGGACCACUCGCUGUGGGACGACGUGAUGAAGCCCCGGCAUACAAUCCGUAACCCGCUCGCACCGCCUAGCCAGCUGCAAGAUGCUGCUGCGCAGUCUGUGGUGCUAGGGACGAAGAGGAAGGCGGAGGAGGAGGAGGAGGAGGAGGAUGGCGAUUUCUAUGACAAGGACCCCAUCACGUUUAAUAGCAUGAUGUUGACAGAGGUUCCGCUCAAGGAUUCCAGAGAUCCGUUUGCCUACACGCGCUGGCAUAAUUGUCUCCGGGCAAAUGUGGAAGAGGCCGCGGAUGAGGCCAGAGAAAUGGCAACGGAACGCAUGAAGGACCUCGAGACCAAGCAUGCGGGCUUCCCGGUCAUGAAUGUCCCUCAAAACUGCACCGGCCCUGUCAGUGCCAGCUUACUGCUGGAUCCAGUCGCCCGCAAGAUGUCGAGUGACUGGACGACGCUGCGUCACCUACGCACCAGCCUGCAACGAGCAGCCCGGCGGUCACCGCGUCUGCUGCUCGAAGAGGUAAACACAUCCGUGAAGCUGGGCAUGGCCUUCAAAAAGCCCGAUGCAGCUGCUGCGCAGGACCGCGAUGGGGCCUCCUCCCCGACUGUCAAUAACCGGUUCGUGCGCCUCCAGAAGGAGGAGCUUGACUGGCUCAGCUUCCUCGGCCAACCCUCGCUCAACUACAUGUCCGCGGCGUGCGAGAUGGAGGCCUUGUGCAGAGAUGACUGGAAGCUAGCCAUGCUACGCAAGAGACUGGAAAAGAUGCAGUGCUCCAUUGCACCAGGCAGCUUCGGAGACGGGCAUCGCUUCGACAUGCGUGGGUUCCUGGCGCUCGUCAACCAGGACUGUGACGGGCCGGUCAAGUGCCAUCGCUUCACCAUGGAAGAGCUCAAGAGCCGCAUUCCGCAACUAACUCAGCUCAAAGUGUUACGCGCCGAGCAGGUCGAUGGUGUGCAGCACGUCCGGUGCUUCCCCGGCGACGUUCAUCCCGAGGAAGCCGUCCGCUGGCCCGCCAGCGACGGCCUCCGAAGAAGGUUCCGCAUCCAGCAGAGCCGCGACGAGGACGAAGACGACUACGAUAUGUCGCCCACCACGGCGCCCGUACCGCACUUCAUGCCCAACAUGGACCACGUGCGCACCGUCGAGGAGUGUCUCGUCGAGCAGGACAUGAUCCGGGGCGACGCGGCGCGGACUGCCAUCUUCUUCCGGCGCAUCGCCUACCGCCUCGGCCGCACACUGCAGGAGGUCGCGGCGGAGAGCCGCUACCACCUGUGGCUCGCCGGCGACCCCGCGAGCCAGGCCGCCAACGCGUCGAGCCUGCGCACGCUCAUGGCGCGCUGGGCCGCCGACACGAGCCGCUCCGCCAUUCCGCAGUGCAGAGACGGCCGCGUCGUGGCGAGCUACCGGGACGUGGUCCUCGCCGCGGAGCCCGAGGCCCUGGCCGGGCAGGGGGGCAGCGAUUUGGAGGUUGAGACGUACUGCAGGGACCUGGUGAGGAGGCGCAUCCUGCGCGAGGCGGCGGAGAACAAGACCAUGCUCUGGCCGCUGCCGGUGCCGCGGGACGGCAGCCGCGUUGAGGGGGGCGAGGAUGGGAGGACGGUGCUGCGCCGGGAGGCGGUGUGGUCGUUUGCGCAUCCGUUGAGGAGGGAGUCGGCGCCGAGGUACUUUGAUGUGAAUACCUGGCCGCUCGAGGUGCAGAGCGCGGAAACGCAGGCCGCUAUUCGGGCGCGACGCGGGGAGGACGCCGAUGCCAUGCUGCUUGACUGA